UCGUAUUCCGAAACUUCAGUUUCAGAUGAGCCCAUAACGUUCAUAACAUUCAUAACGUUAGCGUACAUAUGUUGUGUUGAAUCGGCUCCGAAAAUGGUAAGUCGAAUCGCCCAUAACGACUUCAUAGUCUCCCGUCAAUUGCUGAUCAAUCGAGCCGACACGGAUAAGGACAAACGGAGUGCCAAGAUGCUCAUUAUCUACAGCACUGGAAAGCAGCACAUCGUCACCUUCAAGCUGCCCAUCCAUGCUUUUACAGUGCAGGAGCUGUUUCUCAAGAUGAACCUUCAUAUGGAGGAUAACAUCACGAUUGAUUGCAUGGAGAAUGCCGGUGGUAUUAUCCAUUUGGUGGUCUCUGUGGGACUCGCCAUCGGUGAUACCAUUGCCGAUACGAUUGCCAAGGCGGAGGAGUUCUACAAGAAGGAGCAUCAGUCCAGGGCGUCCGCUGAUGCCGCUCCUCGCAACGCGGUGCCCGUUGAAGAGCCACCAUCUCUUCCGGUUGUCAAGCCAUCGGUGGUCUCUGUGGGCUUCGCCAUCGGUGAUACCGUUGCCGAUACGAUUGCCCAUGCGGAGGAGUUCAACAAGAAGGUGCAUCAGUCAAAGGCGUCUGCUGGUGCCGCUCUUCCCAACGCGGUGCCCGUAGAAGUGCCACCAUCUCGUGCGGUUGUCAAGCCAUCGGAGACUUCGGUGGCCAACAAUGGUUGCCAGCCAGCUGCAACUAAAGGCAAGAAGCACAAGAAAAGACAUUGCGCUCCGGGAGACACCAAUGCUGACAAAGCGAUAUCGUCGGCGAAUCAAGACGCCAAUACUUCCAAGGCCAAGAAACAUAAGAAGGGCCAUUCUACAAAGGACAGGAAUGGUUAUCAACUUGCUGGUGCUCAAUACAACCCAGGUUCAUCUGGCAAUAAACAGGGAAAUCAAACCCCUACGGGUAACACCUCAAAUUCUCCAAAGAAGAGUAGUACUGCCCAAGUGAUAUCGUCGGUGGAUCAAGACGACAAUACUCCCAAGACCAAGAAACAGAAGAAGUGUCAUUCUGCAGAGGACAGCAAUGGUUAUCAAGUUGCUGGUGCUCAACAUAACCUAGGUUCAUCUGGCAAUAAACAGGGAAAUCAAACCCCUACGGGUAACACCUCAAAUUCUCCAAAGAAGAGUAGUACUGCCCAAGUGAUAUCGUCGGUGGAUCAAGACGACAAUACUCCCAAGACCAAGAAACAGAAGAAGUGUCAUUCUGCAGAGGACAGCAAUGGUUAUCAAGUUGCUGGUGCUCAAGACAACCCAGGUUCAUCUGGCAAUAAACAGGGAAAUCAAACCCCUACGGGUAACACCUCAAAUUCUCCAAAGAAGAGCAAUGGUCUCCAGGGCGUGCAACCAGCUGGAGAUGCUCUCGCAAGCUCCCAGUCAAUCCAGUUGAAGGACCAAGUCGCACAUGCCACUGUUAGCAAGAAAUCGGAAGAGACAGCUGGAGGAUCUCAAUCGCGGGUGCAACCGAAUGUUGCAUCCAUACCGGCACCAGCCGAGAAAGCAACUAGGGACACUAUACCCACACCUGCAGAACGCGCAGAGAAGAGUCGCCUGCGCCGGAACAGCAACUGGAUAAUAAGCAGGGACUUUGACGAUGAAGUCAUUGUGCUAUUGAGCAGCGAGGAUGAGGAGACCACCGCCGCCGACAAUGGCCAAACAGAGGGAAGACUCUUCGUCGACGAGAAUCCAACGCUUUUCACAUAUCCGCCCACCGGAACCGGUGGCCUGAGCAUCACCAUUAAGGACUAUAUGCGUCUCAAGGAAGGCUCAUUUCUGAACGACAUAAUCAUUGAUUUUUAUCUGCGCUGGCUAAAGAAUAACAUCAUACCAGAGGGUCAGCGCGAUAGGACGCACAUCUUUAGCACAUUUUUCCACAUGAGAUUGACCACAGAGACGAGUCCCAACAACACGAAGGAGCCGGUGGCCAAGAGGCGUCACGAAAGGGUAAAGAAGUGGACACGAACCGUGAAUAUAUUCGAGAAGGAUUUCAUCAUAAUACCAUUCAACGAGAACUCCCAUUGGAUACUGGCCAUCAUAUGUUUUCCAAACCUGAAGACCUCCGUGGUUAACCAUGAUGUACAGACACCCGGCGAAGACAUUCCAAUCAAACAGCCAUUGAUUCUCAUCUUCGAUUCGUUGGAGAGCAACUCACGCUAUCGACAUAUUGCCAUAUUGCAUGAUUACCUCAACUUCGAGUACAAGGCAAAGUAUCCGAAAGAGCGGGCGCGCAUCUUCAACUGGGAUAAUAUGCCCGGUCUCAUUGUGGAGGUGCCGCAACAGGAGAAUCUCACCGAUUGCGGCCUCUAUCUGCUGCAGUAUGCAGAGCAAUUCUUCACAAAACCCAUCGUUAACUAUAAGCUGCCCAUUAGGGAGCUGAUCGAUUGGUUUGACCUGCUCACAGUAACCAAGAAGCGCGAGGAUAUCGCCAAUCUCAUCCAGAAGCUGAUGAAUGAAGGCAAUCAGCAGGGCAUAACUUUGCCCGUCAUAAAGUUUCCCACACUGAAUGGCAUAAUGGUGAUGGAUGUGGAUGACGAAAAGGAAUGUGACACGGAGGAAGAGAGUCAAACUAUAAACCAAUAUAGUUUUGAAACCAGAACACCGCCGAAAAGAAGGCAUACACUCAAGUAAACCACUUGUGAAGUGGCUGCUUCGGAAAAUUAUAUUUUCACACAGAAGAACUGAAGACGGCGACAACGCAAUGCACACACGUUUGGAAUACUAGGAGGAGCAAGUGACACGGAGGUGGGUUCACCAGAAUUAUACGUUUUUUCCCGAAAAUCAAGAAAACUUUCAUACACACACACACACACAUCACCAAAAAGAGCAGUGCGGCCAACAAGACGAUAAAGAUGCUACCUACCAGAGAGAGAGAAAGAGAGACACAGAUCAGGAUCACAGGAUGAGCAGGAUAAGCAGCAUGAGCAGGAUAAGCAGCAUGAGCAUGAUAAGCAGGAGCUGGAUGCCAAACAUCAAGAAAAAUUCUAAAUAUAUAGUCACCAAAUUAAUAGAAAAUAUUUUUUUUUGUAAAUAGCAAAAUAAACGGUCCAUAGGACCAAUAAAAAUAGGUCACGCAAUA
This is a messenger RNA of Drosophila sechellia, 3097 nucleotides long. RefSeq lists its product as uncharacterized. Bases 94 to 2649 code for a protein of 851 amino acids. The record is from RefSeq and is a predicted model, not a curated record. Lineage: Eukaryota; Metazoa; Arthropoda; Insecta; Diptera; Drosophilidae. Gene Ontology annotation, cellular component: cytoplasm; nucleus. Gene Ontology annotation, molecular function: SUMO-specific endopeptidase activity. Gene Ontology annotation, biological process: protein desumoylation; proteolysis. The transcript has a single exon.